AUGGGCGAUUUCAAGCUUUCGGCGUCGUUGCGCGGCCACGAAGAUGAUGUGCGUAGUGUUGCGUUCCCUACGCCGACUACUAUCGUCUCCGCCUCCCGCGACUUCACUGUCCGCUUGUGGCAGCGCCAGUCAACCACCCCACCCUCGUAUGACAGCACCAUCAAGUUUCACGGCACCGAAUUUGUCAACUCCCUAGCCAUUGUGCCGCCGUCGUCCACCUACCCCGACGGUCUUAUCGUGUCCGGCGGUAAGGACCAGAUCAUCCACGUACACCAGCCGAACCAAGCCGUGGGAGAUAAUGCGGAGGCCUUGCUUAUAGGGCAUGCGAACAAUGUGUGCGCACUCGAUGUCAGUCCCAAUGGGAACCUCAUAAUAAGCGGUAGCUGGGAUACUGAAGCUCGCGUCUGGCAAAUUGGGAAAUGGGAGAGCUCAACGGUGCUCAAAGGACACGCAGCUUCCGUGUGGGCAGUUCUUGCCUAUGACGAUUCCACCGUCAUAACAGGCUGCGCCGACCAGAGCAUACGCAUAUUUCAACCCUCAGGAAAGCUAGUGAAGUCAAUACAGACUGGAGAUGUGGUGCGAGCACUGUGUCGAUUACCCACCAACCACCCCUCCGGCGCGCAGUUCGCCUCUGCCGGCAAUGAUGCCGUUGUAAGGCUGUGGACAUUGGAGGGACGUCAGGUCCAGGAGCUUCACGGCCACGAGAACUUCAUCUAUUCCUUGGCUGCGCUUCCCGAUGGGCAGCUUGCUAGCUCCUCCGAGGACCGCACAGUGCGGAUAUGGAAAGGUCAACAGUGCGUACAGACAAUCACCCAUCCCGCGAUAUCUGUCUGGUCGGUCGCAGCGUGCUCCGAGACUGGAGAUAUCGUGACAGGAGCCAGCGACCGCAUCGUGCGCGUUUUCACACGGUCGCCAGAGCGUUAUGCAGACGAAGCAGCUAUCGCGCAAUUCAAUGAUGAUGUCAAAUCAUCAGCGAUACCCCAACAAGCGCUUCCCAAUAUCAAUAAAGAACAACUACCUGGCCCCGAAUUCCUAUCGCAGAAGUCGGGUACUAAGGAGGGACAGGUACAAAUGAUUAAUGAAGCCAAUGGCAAUGUCUCAGCGUAUCAAUGGUCGACAGCCGCAAAUCAAUGGAUUAACGUCGGCACCGUGGUCGACCAGGUUGGUAGCAGCGGGCGCAAGAUAUCACACAAUGGCAAGGAGUAUGACUAUGUUUUCGAUGUGGACGUUGAGGAGGGAAAGCCCCCUCUCAAGCUGCCAUACAACCUCUCGCAGAACCCAUAUGAGGUGGCCCGCAAGUUCUGCGAAGAUCACAAGUUACCAAUCACAUACCUUGACCAGGUCACCAGCUUCAUUGUCCAAAACACCCAAGGAGCGACACUGGGGCAACCCGGAGCGCCUGGAGCAGACCCUUGGGGCACUGACUCGCGGUAUCGUCCUGGAGAUGCAUCCGCAGUACCACCUCGACGACCGACGCCUAAACUCAUCCCUCAGAAAGAAUACCUAGACAUCUUGACUGCGAAUCAUAAAGUCAUCUUCAAGAAGCUACAAGAGUUCAAUCAGAAGCUGAUAGACGAGGGACUCAAGGAUUUGUGUUUCAAUCCAACCAAUAUUGAAACGCUGGAAACCACCGUUGCGGCACUGGAGAGAGGGCAAGAGAAGGCUAUAACGUCUGAGGGCGUCGACCUAAUCGUCAAAGCUGCAACGCAAUGGCCAGAGGACAAACGCCUCCCAGCGCUCGACCUGCUCCGUCUUCUUUUCGCAUACAGCACACCUGUCACUUACCUAGCCUUGCAGCAAUCCAUCCUAACCCUCCUCGCCGAAUCUGGUGUCUUUGCUUCCACAUCGCCACCCAACAACACCAUGAUGGCUGUGCGGUCCCUCGGCAACCUCUUCAAAACAGAGGAAGGCCGUGCUGUGGUGAAUGACGAAUUCGAUGCCGUUCACAACUCGGUCAGUCCGUUCCUCACCGUUACUCACCGCAAUCUCAUCAUCGCCAUUACGACCCUCUACAUCAACUACUCGGUUCUGUUCUCGUCGAACAAUAACGCGGAUCGUGCCCUCACUCUGCUAGACGAUUUGUCCAAGAUAUUGAACAGCGCUACGGAUUCCGAGGUUGUGUACCGUGCGCUCGUCGCUACGGGCACUCUUCUGUCCCUUGGUGACGAGUACUGCGAAGCUGGCAGAGACGUGUUUCACCUGGGGGAUGGGCUUGCGAGGGCAGAGGAGAAAGUGAAGGAGCCUAGGAUACGCAAUGUGGUGGGUGAAAUUAGGGCUUUGCUGAAGUAA
Westerdykella ornata is the source of this 2289-nucleotide messenger RNA. RefSeq names its product phospholipase A-2-activating protein. Gene Ontology annotation, molecular function: ubiquitin binding. The record is from RefSeq and is a predicted model, not a curated record. The coding region runs from base 1 to 2289 and encodes 762 amino acids. Gene Ontology annotation, biological process: proteasome-mediated ubiquitin-dependent protein catabolic process; ubiquitin recycling. Lineage: Eukaryota; Fungi; Ascomycota; Dothideomycetes; Pleosporales; Sporormiaceae. The transcript is spliced from 3 exons. Gene Ontology annotation, cellular component: cytoplasm; nucleus.